Messenger RNA from Pararge aegeria (speckled wood butterfly), 2317 nucleotides. RefSeq names its product translation initiation factor eIF-2B subunit epsilon (gene eIF2Bepsilon). Gene Ontology annotation, biological process: biosynthetic process. Lineage: Eukaryota; Metazoa; Arthropoda; Insecta; Lepidoptera; Nymphalidae. Gene Ontology annotation, molecular function: translation initiation factor activity; guanyl-nucleotide exchange factor activity; translation initiation factor binding. The coding region runs from base 91 to 2031 and encodes 646 amino acids. The transcript is spliced from 10 exons. Gene Ontology annotation, cellular component: eukaryotic translation initiation factor 2B complex. The record is from RefSeq and is a predicted model, not a curated record.
AAUAUCCAAAAUAACCUAAAACUAGUUGGCAAGUGCCAACUAUUUGCGAUUAUUAAUAUUUAAAAUAUCUAACUUAGAACUUCAUUAAAAAUGGAAAACGAUAAGGAAAACGUUGUUCAAGCGGUGGUAAUAAUGGAUGUUUUCAAUAACAACUUUGCUCCAAUCAGUAAUACCAAACCUAUGGGAUUACUUUCCGUUGCAGGAGUACCUCUAAUAGAUUACGUACUGGAAUCUUUGGUAUCUGGAGGUGUUGGAGAAACCAUUCUUUUUUGCUGUCAAGAUGCCCCUAAAAUUAAGGAUCAUAUAAAAAAAUGUAAGCAAGAAAAAGUGCCAUGGACGUUAAUGAUGGAUGUGCAGGUCAUGACUUCAGACAUUUGUCAAACUAUGGGAGAUGUAAUGAGAGAAAUAGAUGCUGCUGCUAUGGUCCGCGGAUACUUUGUACUGUUAGGAGUAAAUACAAUAACAAAUAUUAAUUUUGCUGCAUUGUUAGAGCAACACAAACAGACCUGUAAAAAGGAUAAAGGAGCUGCUAUGACACUUGUAUACAAAGAGGUUGCUUGGGAGCACCCUAUUAUUAGCAAUGACAAAUCAUUUUUAUUGGCAGCUGAUGGCAAUACACAUAAAGUUUUGAUGCAUCAGAAGUAUAAACCAAAAUCAAAGGAAAGUACAGUUUCUUUACCUUUGGAAAUUGUUUUACAACAUUCUGAAGUCAAGUUACAUCAUAAUUUAGUGGACGCGAACAUAGCUCUUUGCUCUCCAUCAGUGCCACCACUCUUUUCAGAUAAUUUUGAUUUUCAAACAAGAAGUGAUUUUAUCCAUGGAAUUCUCAUAAAUGAGGACAUUUUGGCGAGUACUUUGUACUAUACAUUAAUAAAAGAAAAUCAAUAUGCUGCAGCCAUAACAAAUUGGAAAACAUACCAAAUUGUUUGUUCGGACAUACUACACAACUGGGCAUACCCUUUGUCAAUUGAAACAGGUUCUUUUUAUAAAAAUAGCUAUAUGUUUAUGGGCAAUCACAACUUUAGGAAGAUUAAUUCAACUUUAAGCAGAUCCUGUACAUUAAAAGAGGAUGUUCUUAUUGGAGCAGAUACACACAUUAGUGAUAUGACAUUAGUAUCCAAUUCUAUGAUUGGCAACAAUUGUAAAAUUGGAGGUAAUGUUGAAAUUCAAGGGAGUCAUAUUAUGAACAAUGUGGUGAUUAAAGAUAAUUGUAAAAUACUGAACAGCUUUAUAGACAAUAAUUGCACAGUUGACAAUAACUCUCAUUUAGAAGGUGUAAUUGCUGCAUCUAAUGUAUGUGUAGUUGCUAAUAGUGAAAACAAAGGAAAUAUUUUUGAAGGAUUGAAAACUGAGAGUGAAAAAGCAUUGUUAAAAUCAACAUCAGAAAGUGGAACAGAGUGGGAAAAUGAGUCAUCAAGAGAUGGAGAAGAUGACUUUGUUGGAUUUGAAAAGAAAUGGAGUGACAGUGAGUCCUGUUAUUCUUCGGACAGUAGUGCUGAAUCUUCUUUAGCCGAUUCUCCAGUACCUGACGAUACUAACAUAUUCCUUCAAGAAGUUAUAGACAGUUUAGCAAGAGGUUAUGAAGAUAAACUCAAAUGUGAUUACCUCAUAUUAGAAAUUAAUUCCUCAAGAUAUGCCUACAAUAUUCAGUUGCAUGAAGUGAACUUCUUUGUUAUUAGAGCACUACUUUCAAUGCCAGUAUUGGUUGAUUGCAAAAAUGUCCUUAACACAGUAAAAGACAUAAUGAAGUUUUUCCAUCCAGUUAUAACUAAUUAUAUUAAGAGUGAUUCUUCCAUUAUGGAUUGCUUGAGAGCUGUUGAAGAUAGCUGUAUUAAAAAUGAAUGGCUUAAUGGAAAAACAGGACAAAUAAUCCACCUUCUGUACGAAUCAGAUAUUGUUGACGAGGACUCCUUGUUAGAAUGGUACAGAGACUUGAAAGAAAAUGAAAGUAUACUUGCUGAACAAACAUCAGUUGUAAAGUUCUUUGAAUGGCUUCAACAAGCAAGUGAGGAAAGUGAAGACUCAGACUAAAAAUUAAAAUACCAAGGGCUGAUUUUACAAUCACUACAUUAUUCUUCUUAAUUUCGGAAUAAAUUAGUGAUUCCAGGAUAAAUUUAGCCUUGCCAAUUGAAAAUCAGCCUUUAAAAAAAACAUUUAUUUGUAAAUUAUAAUUUAAUUGGGGAACAGCUAUAUACUAUGAAUUUAGUGAUAAAAAUAAUUUAUACAUUUAAGUUAUCGAAUUGUAGCAUAUUGCUGGAAUUGUACAGUUGAAAAGUUUCUAAAUUUAUUGAUAUCAAAUGAAGUUGGUUCACAUGGG